AUGAUAGCCGACAUACGCAGCGUCGCUGCAGGCGUUCUAUCCGCUGAGCCUACGCGUGACCCAAGCUACGAUGAUUUUUCCUUCACCCCCUUCCUACGAAAGAGCUUCGGAUUUGGCCUUGCCAGCGACGUGCCUGUCUGCAAGGCAUACGGCGAGGGACAUUGUCCACUGGGCCCAGCCUGCCCAGACCGACACCCGACUCCUUCUCGCGUUACCACAUCCACCACUACCGCCUCUGGUCUGGCCCCAUCUACAACACACGGGUCUUUGGUGUGUAAACAUUUCCUGAAGGGUCUCUGCAAGAAGGGGGUGAAGUGCGAGUACCUACACGAGUACAAUCUUCGCCGGAUGCCCGAAUGCCAGUCCUUCUCGCGGUCCGGUUACUGCCCCAACGGUGACGAUUGUCUCUACCAACACGUUCGAGAGGAGGCCCGACUCCCGCCCUGUGAACACUACGAUCGAGGAUUCUGUGAGCUUGGAUCUUUCUGCGCCAAGCGCCAUGUUCGCCGACGUCUCUGUCUGUUUUACUUGGCCGGGUUUUGCCCAGAAGGCAAGGCAUGUCCUGAUGCGCAUCCUCGGUGGACCGAGAACCUCCCUCGCCCUACCAUUCGAACGGAAAAGACGGAGGAAGAACUUGAGCAUGAGCGAACACUUAUCCGGGAAGAGCAGGAGCGAGAGAAGGAAAGGGAGCGCGAAUGGCGCAGUGAACGGGGUCGUGGCGGUGGAUUUAUGCGAGGGCGGUACCGCGGACGAGGCAGGGGCUGA
Messenger RNA from Penicillium verhagenii, 765 nucleotides. It is a transcript of the gene yth1, whose product is annotated as cleavage polyadenylation factor RNA-binding subunit YTH1. Gene Ontology annotation, molecular function: metal ion binding; RNA binding. NCBI's taxonomy places the organism in Eukaryota, Fungi, Ascomycota, Eurotiomycetes, Eurotiales, Aspergillaceae. The record is from RefSeq and is a predicted model, not a curated record. The transcript has a single exon. Bases 1 to 765 code for a protein of 254 amino acids.